Molecule: messenger RNA, 240 nt
Organism: Penicillium expansum
Lineage: Eukaryota; Fungi; Ascomycota; Eurotiomycetes; Eurotiales; Aspergillaceae
Product: heavy-metal-associated domain-containing protein
Exons: 2
Coding region: 1-240 (79 amino acids)
Biological process (GO): copper ion transport
Cellular component (GO): cytosol
Molecular function (GO): metal ion binding; copper chaperone activity
Source: RefSeq, a predicted model, not a curated record
AUGUCGGACCGCCAGUACAAGUUCAGCGUCCAAAUGGGCUGUGGCGGCUGCUCAAGUACCAUUGAGCAAGCUAUGAAAAUUCUUAGCGGUGUGAAGAAUCACUCCAUUUCCCUAGAAGAGCAGACCGUCUCCGUGGUGGCUGACCCUUCUCUCUCCUACGAAACUGUGCUGGAGGCCAUCAAGGUGAAAGGCAAGAAUGUGCGCAGCGGGGAGGCUGAUGGAAUUGCUCAGUCUGUCUAA